AUGACCGAAGGUGGUACAUACGUCAUUUUAUUCUCUUACACAUUCCUGAAUUUGUGCUGCCAGAAGAUUAAUUUGCGUUACUAUCACAGUUUCCUAAGAAGUAUGAGAGAUGACUUUUUAUAUGCAUGCACAGACGGGCAAAGAUAUCGGAAAAGAUUUUUUAAAAGUCAAUUGGUAACUUGGAAACUUUGUGUACUCUGCUUCCUCUUAUUUAUUAGCGCAAUCGUUUUGGUUGGAAUUGGAUGCACCAUGCUGAUCGUGUACUUGAUGAACCGUGUUCCUGAUGACCCGAAUGACAAAGGACGUCCUCUUCUGUUCCCCGUGUGGUGGUUCGACACAGACGUCAGCGCAACGCCUUAUUUUGAAUUCUUCUUCACAUACACCAACUACACAAUAUUGAUGAUUGGAUAUGUCUACUGUUACAUGACACAGACGCAACUGGUAUGGGUCCGACAAAUAACGACUAAGUGUGAUCUCAUAAUUUAUGCAAUUGAAGACCUGAUGGAAGACAUACAGCCAACGAGUGACCCUGAGGAGUUAGAAAGAUACAAUGGUUUGAUAAAAAAAAGAUUUGGAACAAUUAUAAAGCAACAUCAUGCCAUGCUAAGAUUGCUUGAAGAUUUCGCAGGAGUAUACAAAAAGUUACUUAUGUAUGAACAAAAGUUAGGAGGCCCUGUAAUAUGUUUUACAGUGUAUGCAAUGACUGAGAAAUGGGCAAAUGACGGACAAUUGCAUCCAGUCUUGAUAAUACUUUCUGUGUCAGUAUUCGUGGUAUGCAUCAUACCUAGUUACAUGUGCACUAUACUUGGAGAAAAGAUUCGAUCAAUCAGCGACGCGUGUUUGUACAUGCCAUUCUGGAACGCAAGUAAAGUGGUGAGGCCCUACUUGGUGCUGCUGAUGCAACGGUCGUUGAGGUCUCUGCCACUGCAAGCUCCGGGGUUUGAAGAUGUUUCGCUGCAAACGUUCUCUAGUAAUAUGGCGGCAGCUUACUCCAUGUUCAACAUGUUGAGACAGACAAACCUUGGGAGCACUUUAAAUUAGUGAAAUCUCUCUACACAUUUAAACCGAAAAAUAGCACUGUAAUAAUA
Pectinophora gossypiella (pink bollworm) is the source of this 1088-nucleotide messenger RNA. RefSeq lists its product as uncharacterized. The record is from RefSeq and is a predicted model, not a curated record. Gene Ontology annotation, biological process: detection of chemical stimulus involved in sensory perception of smell; sensory perception of smell. Bases 1 to 1041 code for a protein of 346 amino acids. NCBI's taxonomy places the organism in Eukaryota, Metazoa, Arthropoda, Insecta, Lepidoptera, Gelechiidae. The transcript has 7 exons. Gene Ontology annotation, molecular function: odorant binding; olfactory receptor activity. Gene Ontology annotation, cellular component: plasma membrane.